GUGCACGAAAGGCCAGCUGCCCUAAGCCCCGCCCCUUCUGCCUGAGGCUCCACCCCUUCUGCCUGAGGCUCCACCCCUUCUUCCUGUGGCUCCUCCCCAUUCCAGGGGCCUGGAGUGGCUGCUGGCUCCCCUGGCUGUUGAGCUGGGUGUGGGGAUGGCUGAGUGGUGGCCUGGGAUUUAUACAAGAGGUCAGACAAGGUGCUCAGGUCAGGUCCCUUCUGGCCUGAAGCUCCAGGACUCUGGCUGUUGUGGAGCCCAGCAAUGCGAGGAUCCGAGCUCUUGCGAUGGACACGACACGCUCUCUCCUUCCCCGCAUCCCGGCACGUUAGCCCAGCCGCGGACAGAGCGCAAGCAAAGAGCAGGGAGCCGCACAGCUUGAAGGGGUGCAAAGGGCAGUCUAGGACAGCUUAGUGCGGCUUCCAACGGCUCAGCCAAGGAAGCUGCCGCGUCGGCUCACCGGGUAGACCCCAAGUGUCCCUCUGUGUGCUGGCCUCUGCAGUUCACAGACAUGCCCGCCCAUGCUGUAGAAUGGCCAUUUUAGGGCCAGGCCUCCAAACAACAGACUCAGGCCACGUAAAAACAUCGUGACUCAUUUCCGAGAGCCCAAACUGCAGCCCUUUCCAGGGGCCCUAUUGUCAGAGCGCCGGCGCUCGGCACUUUCCAACACACCCUUCCCUGUGUCUCAGGCUGGCUGCCCGAAAUCACCAUCCACCCCCGCAACUUUUGGCUGUGGGGCCGUGUUCCCAGCCCGUGCCAGGGUGUCCGGGAAUCACGUGCGGGCGUUUUCUCUGCGGCGGACUGGCCUUGGCUAGGACUGGGAGAUCCGAUCUAAAGGGCAUUGCGUCUAUUGUUCUUGCCAAAUGACUGAUAGUUUGAUUUCUCCGCAGGGGAACAUAGGGUUGUCCGGCAAACCUGGCCAAAUGGGGGAAAUGGGUCCGAAGGGAGAGAAGGGUGAACCAGGAAUACCUGGGAAACCAGGAGAGACUGGACUAAGAGGUAAAGAUGGAGAAGCGGGUGCCCCAGGGAAGCCAGGAAAGAGAGGAAUCCGGGGCCCUGUGGGGCUUCCGGGACAUCCUGGCCAGCAGGGGAUCAAAGGCGAGAUGGGAGAACCGGGAAAGGAGGGAGCCGCCGGAGCGAAGGGACUCAAGGGCGACGCUGGGAAGCCUGGGCCGCCCGGGUCUCCUGGAAGCGUUGUGUCAUCUCUGGAUAACAGCAUCACUAGCAAAGGCGAGAAGGGAGAUCCGGGGGCGACAGGAGAGAGAGGCCCGCCUGGUCCUAGGGGGCCGGAUGGUCUGCCAGGGCCUGCAGGUGGGACUCUGGGAGAACCAGGACCACCCCGCACAGGAUUGGAGAUCAAGGAUCUAGAGAGACUGUUUGAUGCAUAUGGGAUCAAGCUGGCGCUGCUGAAGGAACUUACGGACCUUCUCCUGAGGGAGGGGUUUGAAGUGCUGAUCCCGCGGCCGGCCAGCACCAGGAAAGGCAAGCCAGCCAAGAAAAAGGAGGGAUCAACGCAAGCUACGGACUAUGCUGCUUCGCUGAAGUAUGAUUUUCCUAGCAACUCUCUGACCAGUCUAGAAGUGACUGAAGAAGACCUGAGUAUAGGUGUUGGGCAUCAGCUUACAGUUCCAGGCACUGCUGGGCCACCUGCUAAGGAUGUAACAGGUCAGAAGAAACCCCGAGCUGAUGAGACAACAGCCACCAGUCCUGGUGACCACUUCGAGGUGGAAAACCGGACGAGCUCCUGUCAGAGACAGAUGGAGGCUGAGAAAUUGGAAGGCGGCCCUGGAGCGCCGAAUGCAACCCGGGUACAAACGAGCCGAGAAGAGCUUACUGCAGGGCAGCCACACACUGUCGAAAGUGCCAGCCUUGAGUGCCAGGAAGGGGAGGGAUCUCUGGAGGAGCACUCAGGAGCAAGGGAGAUGCAAGAGUCUCCACAGAGCCCGGCUGCUCUUGCCCUGGGGUCAGAACCGCGCCCCUUGGGAAGCAUUUCUGAGGAAACCCCAGAGCCCUUGAAGAAGAGGAGGAAGGAGAAAAACUUGAGCAGACAGGUUCCAGUUGCCGGCCCUGAGUUAACGAGUCCUGUUAGAGUCAGAAGAACGGCUGAGAGACAGAGGCACAUGGUUCCCUCGCCUCAUUCCCCUGGCAUCCAGAAAUCCCCGGCUGCAUAUGCGACAUAUCCAGGACCUCAAGGCGCACGGAGGAUUAAGAAGCAGGAGUCCGACACACUGGAUCCAGAGCGGCUGCCAUUCCAAGGUGAAAAGGGAGAAAAGGGAUCUCCUGGAGCCAAGGGAGACAAAGGAGAAAAGGGCAUUAAAGGCGACAGAGGAGAACAUGGCCAGAAGGGAGAGCCAGGAAUUGGAUUCAGAGGCCCCGUUGGUCAGGCUGGGCCCCCCGGGUAUAAGGGGGAGCCGGGGGCCCCGGGGCCUCCGGGUGUGCAGGGCCUGCAGGGCAUUCGCGGCAACCCUGGCAUCUCCGGAUCGCCGGGAGAGAGAGGAGGCCCGGGUCCACCGGGGGUGCCAGGGCAGAAGGGGGAACGUGGUAAGAGAGGCAGGAAUGGAUCCGCUGGGCCAGCUGGACCUCCAGGGCCCGCGGGAAAGCAGGGCGCUCGAGGACUUCCUGGGAUCAGUGGCAACAAGGGGGAGAUCGGCUUCGGCGGCGCAGGUCCCAGAGGGCCCCGCGGGCUGCCCGGGCCCAGGGGGGAGGAGGGCAUCGCAGGCAUCCGGGGCCCCCCCGGCAUGAUGGGUGCGAAAGGCCUGCCCGGCGUGAAAGGCGAACGAGGUGAUCGUGGCCUUCUAGGACUCAAAGGAGAAAGAGGUGACCCCGUUACUAUUUUUGGACCUCAAGGCUAUAAAGGCAACAAAGGAGAUCCGGGUGAACGGGGCCCGCCAGGUUUCGACGGAGACAAAGGCGAGAAAGGGGAGGAUGGGCCUGCAGGAGAAAAGGGGGUCAAAGGCGAGGCAGGUGCAAAAGGAGCCAUGGGGCUGUUUGGUGCCAGAGGACCAGUGGGGCAGAAGGGAGAACCCGGAGAACCUGGCCUGCCUGGAUUUGCUGGCACAGCGGGCCUGGAUGGGAAGAAUGGAAUCAAAGGAGCUAAAGGCGACCGAGGUCUGCAGGGUCAGAAAGGGGAACCGGGCGGGAAAGGUGAUCCUGGUAUAACAGGCGACCUUGGCCGGAAAGGAUUAAAGGGCUUGCGUGGUUUUCCUGGGCCGACGGGGAGCCCCGGUGCAGAUGGGAUAAAGGGCGAGAUUGGCAGCCUGGGGAAACCGGGGGUCCCAGGGUCAGAUGGACAGCUGGGGCCAAAGGGUGAACGAGGAAUGUCAGGGGCAGACGGCCCCGUGGGAGUUUCUGGGGAGAAAGGAGAAAAGGGAGCCAAGGGGGUUCCUGGCUUGGGCGGCUUUAAAGGGCAGGUUGGCCUGCCAGGGAAGGUUGGUACGGCUGGGCCCCCUGGAGCUCCUGGCCCGCAGGGCGACCCGGGACCACAGGGUGCAAGAGGCAGGAGAGGAAGGCCUCAGCUCUGCCUCAGGGGUCCUCCCGGCUCUCCAGGCCACAAAGGAGAAAAGGGAGAAAAUGGUCCAGGUGGCCUGAAAGGAGAGAAAGGAGACCCGGGGCUUUCUGAAGAAGACGUGAAGGACGUGGUCCGGAGCGAGAUGAGUGACGCAUGCGCUUGUGCAGGCAAGAUGGAACGAACGUCCACAAGCAGCGGGAAAGCCUUUCCCUUGCUGAUUAAAUCUGAAGACCCCAGCGCUGACUCUCCAGCAGGUACGGGCCGGAAUAUCAACGAGAAUUUUCAGUCGCCAGCGCCCGUAGCGAAGGCGGACAGAGCGCAGCAAGAAUUACUUAGUGAAAUACAGAACGUGACCCAGCCAGCAAGGCCUAGCAUGGAAUCAGCGCCAUUUCUGACAGCUCCUGGUGAUAAGCAGAUAAUGGAUCAGCUCCAGCGAGAGCAGCAACAUGCCCGUAGUCCAUUAGAAGGUGAAAUGCACUGAAUUAAAUGGCAUUUAGGGAAGUCACUUUCAGGAGCACUCAAGGAGACGCACACACGGAGCCAGUUACACCAGCUAAAUCUCUGUCUCUCUCCUACUGUGUGGAGACGGUGAACUUAGGCACUGGAUUUUCCCCACUUCUUCAGAUAACUAAUUGCAACAUGUUGCCGCCGGCAACAGUGUUCUCCAGCCCUGCCAUGCCAUGUCACGUGUCACAGAUGGUGCUGGGGGCAGGGAGGGCCACGGAGGGUUAAUCAGCAGUGGAAGGGUUAACCAGCACUUUUGGCGCUCAGACGCUAGUGCCUGGUGUGGUUUGCGAGAUCCAUGGUGGGAAAAUGACCCCUAACUUUCCCGUCACUGGGAAUCUGA
Pelodiscus sinensis (Chinese soft-shelled turtle) is the source of this 4352-nucleotide messenger RNA. NCBI's taxonomy places the organism in Eukaryota, Metazoa, Chordata, Testudines, Trionychidae. The record is from RefSeq and is a predicted model, not a curated record.